Molecule: messenger RNA, 15018 nt
Organism: Paramuricea clavata
Lineage: Eukaryota; Metazoa; Cnidaria; Anthozoa; Malacalcyonacea; Plexauridae
Source: the annotation of a GenBank genome assembly
AGUCAAACCAAAACAGGAGGUUGAGCAAAAGAAAAAGGUAAAGACUUAGAUCUGUUAUUUAUGUUUCCAUUUUCUGUUUAUAACAUAUGUAUGAUUAUAUAUUAAUAUGAUUUUGUAGUACAACCUCCAUACCGUCUGCACAGAAUAAAGACACACAGAAGGUUAAAAAGCAUAACCACUGCCAUGCCAUGUUUUGCAAUGAUUUGUCUUCAAAAUGCUGACGCCAUGCUCUUAUGAGAAGCAUUCAACCAUAUCUAUGCAUUCAACCCCUGGACGUCCACCAUUUUGAAUAUUAUCAGGGGGGGAGAUGAAUGCCUCUCAUGAGCGCACUGGCUAGGACCAUGGUGUCAGCAUUUUGAUGACGAAUUACGGUUAUGCCCAAAUCAUAGGAAAAACCAAGAAGUUGAUCUUCUGUUUGUCUCUAUUCUGUGAUAUGGUAGUAUAUGACCCCCUCCCCCCCCCCCCUUGUUCUUUAUUAAAUAAAUCUCUAUUUACCCAAGACAGCUUUAUUUGACUAUCGAAGAACCAGAUAAAAGCGGUUAUUCAAAGAACGAGGCAGUCGUGUAGAAUGCAGCUGGCAGCUAAACACUUCCAUAUAGUUAGGGGAAGGGAGGUCAUAUAACACUACAAUACAUUACAUGCAUUCAUAUCCAAAGUCAAUUACAUUCCAUAGUAUAGACCAAAUUAAACUUGUGUUAUGCCUGGACUGCUAGACAGAUGACAGUAUCACACCACUAGACAGGAGAUGUUGCUGUAAACACACCUCCAAAUAGGUUAACCCUUUAAGUGGCAAUGCAUCCUGAGCAGGGCUCAAAUUUUAUCGCAGCAAUUGCCUUAGAGGGAGAACAAAAUGUCAUGGAUCAUUGCUGCAACAACGGCAAUUUUUUGCCGUAUAGUGCAAUUUUUAUACUAUAAUUCACUGUGCAUUACUACUUUGAUACCUGAAUUCAGAUGUUGAUCAAAUCAUGUGUAAAUCACUAUUUUAGUCUCAGUUUUCUUCGAAAAAAAAAACACUAAAGCAAUACGUAGACAUGUUUCUAGCUUGUCAAAAAUCCGAAGUAAAGUAAAGUUUUUUACAGUAAUUUGAAAAAUGCUGUGGAAACUGCCAAAAUUGCCGUAGGCAGCUGUUACUGCCAUUGCCGUCGAUUGAUUUCAGGGAAAUUCGAGGCCUGACCCUGAGGCACCCUACUUUAUUAUUUCACUCUGUCUAAUGCCAGACAAUUUACCUCAUCAAGGGGAGUAAUGCGAAUACACCAGACAGACUAGAGAAUUACAAGAAGGGCCAAAGCUGUAUUUGGUUCCCCCUGUGAAGGAAAUUUCUGCCAUCCAGGAGAAUCUACUUUUGAUAAUAAUAAAAUGUGCCUGGAUGUCCGAAGGGGGUAGCAGUGGCGUAGCAAACUUGAUAAUGGGGGCUUAUAUUCAUAUACACACAUAUUUCAAAGAAAAUUAAUGAUGCAGAACAUGAAAUACAUGAGGUUAGUCUCCACCAUCGAGUUUGCCAUGCCACUGGGGGGGGGGGGGAGACUAACUUCCAAUUUCUUCCUUGAGGGAUAUGUGGAUUUUUCUUCACUGACCCAUGUUGUAAAUGUUCUUCACUGGAGAUCUUUAAAUUUUGAAAACAGAAUGCCCCUAAGAUUUUAGAAAGUGUUUAUAUGGAGGCAAGCUAAUAGCCCUUAUGCAUAAUGACGUCACAAGGCUUGAGGAUUCGAUAGUGACCAUUUUGAAUUGUUUAAUUCUCCCGGACAAUGACUACUAUGACAAGCAUUCCUGGCGGGCAUCAAGCCUUGUGAUGUCAUAGACACUUAGAAAAUACAUACAUGUAAAUACAUACACGUAUCUUUUAAGAUUAUGAUACAUUCUCAUGUUUCAUAAUUACGAUAUGUACUGUAUACAUGUAAAAAGCACUAAUCAAUCACUGAAAAGCAAUGAUGUGUUUCCAAGGGAUGAACAACACAUACUUUUCAACGAUGUACCAACACAUUUAAAAUGGUUGUAAAUGUUUUUUUUAUAAAUUGAAAGCAGUUGAUAUAUAGGAUUUACUACUUUAAUAUGGCUGCUUUUCACUCAUAUGCACAUAUACACAUGGAAAAGUUGAAAUCCCUUUCAGUGAUACAUAUAACUAAGCGAAUAAAAGAACAGCAUUUAGUUUUGUGUAUCAUUUAAUGUGUAUUUCUGUUCAUGUAAUUAAUACUGUAUGAAAUUUAAAAAGAUCUAAACUAGAUACUCAAAUUUAGUCUAAGAACUUUUUUAGUGCCUGUUGCCAAAUUUGUCCUCUUAUUAGUUAUAAAUUUGAAAGACAACUUGCUUGCAUUUAAAAUUUGCCAUGAUCAAAUCAUCAAUUGGUCAUAUAUAGGUUGAAGAAGCAAAUUGUGCUGACGUUUUUGAAGAAUUUGUAGCAUCAUUUGAAGGGGCAGCAUCAAAAGGAAAGACAUUUGUACGUGGAAAUGUUGUUAAUCCUGGUCAGGCAAAAGGUAUUACAGAAAAUUUGCCUUUGUUUUAAAGAUAUUACAGAAAAUUUGGGUUUACAGAUUUACCAAAUUUGACAAUUUAUAUAGUAUAUUUAUAUAUUCAUUGGUCCACAGUGUUUGGUACCAGUUUUAAAAUGUGGGACAUCCUGUAUGUAUCAAACUAACAAUUUUUCACCCAUCAUCUCAUGCCAUAAACCCUUUACCUAUCUCACACAUGAACACAAUUGUGUACUAAUAUGGUUCCUGUAUAUGUAUGAGGACUAUGAAGGCCUUUUAAAUAAUCCCAUCACAUAUAGACUUUAACCCAUUAAUGCUCCCCAAUGCACUACAGACACUUUAUUACUAUACUCUGUCUAAUGCCAGAUGAUAUUACUCAUCAAGGUGAGAGUCUUGCACAAUGAGUUAGUUGGUCUCACAUCAAUAGGGAUUAAAAAACAGAUGUACAAUUGUACGCUGAAAAUUCUUGGCAUAUGCCAAGUAUCUAAGGAAGCGUAUGAUAACAUAGAUACACUGAUCUGUUGCUUCUUUGUGUUUACCUGAAAAUCCUUCAAGCAACAAACAUUUUGCAAAAAUGCAUGCCAGAAUUGAAAAUUUCAUGCUCAAAUUAGUCUAAUAAUUUAAUUUCACAUUCACUUGCACAGUUAUCUAGUAAUUUAAAAGGUUUUGAAUGUUUAGUUGUUUUGUAUACAAUUGACUGCAAUUUGCUAUUUGCAGUCAACUGCUUGCUUGCCUUCUCGUGCUGUGAAAACCUAAUCAAUUAACACUUGUAAAACUGUAAAUUUGUACAGUUUUACAAGUCUCUGCAAACUUUCAGUUUCAUGAAACAUUUUAACAACAAAUAUUCAUUGUUCUGUUGUGAGUUGAACCAUCUUUGCAAUAAUUAAUUAUGCGUAUGCAACUGACCAACCUAAUUCUCAAGUGACUUAUUUACACUCAAUUCUCAGAGGUGAAAAAAUGCAAUUUUGACCAAUAUUUUUCAUCCAACUCGUAUUCGCUCAUUUCUUCUCCUUAUUGUAUGAAAGGUAUGUCAAUCAACAGCUAAAAGCCUGAUCUUUCUUAAUAUAAAAAAAUAGGUACGCAGUGCGUACAUGUUGCAUGCCUUCUGAAACUUAUGAUGUGCUAUAGCGCUUAUAAGUUCAUGACCUUUGGUACAGCUGGCGUGAAACUUAAAAUAUUGAUUUAACAAGUUUAAUAUCAAUAUAUUUAUUGAAAAAUAGCUUUUAUGUUAAAAUAAGAAAACUUAAUAUUCUCACGCGAAUAGGCAAUGUUUUUUAUGAACGACCGUUCAUCGUUAGUUGCAAGCGAUGGUAAUAACCAGGUCAAGGUGUGUCAAGGUUUUAUCGAAUGCGAUUGACUGUUAAAUUUUCUUUACAAAUUUAUAACUAAAAACGUUAUUUCCUAUAGAUUUAGCUUUAUUGCGUAACUUUUUAAAGGUAUAAAAAAUCCGUGGAAACGGUGAAUUACUAUAAUAGAUUGAAAACGAUUAUUAAUUAAACUAUGAUUGAAAUUGUCGAAGUAGAAAAAGCAUAAAGGCACUAGUCAGCUAAUAUGACCUGUAUGGUCGUUUGAGUGAUUGAAACGAGUUAAUUUACACUAUAUCGAAUGUCAUGUUGAAUCUUAUGCGUACUUCACAAUGGUUGCUAUUUCGUUGUAUCAAAUUUCAAUACUAUUUAUAAUUCAAAUUUUGUUUGAUAUUUAUAUUUCAUGUUAUUUUUACAAAAUGUGCUGUAGUUUGAAGCUUUGCACAGAAUAUAAUCAGUGCGAGCACAAUGGCUCCGUUUCAGUUUGAGUAUAUAAAAAUCGAAUAUUUUGAUAGCGUGGGCUUUGAGGCUUCGAUAUAUAAAUAUAACCGCCUGAUAAUUGAUAGAUAAUCAGUGCUAGCACAACGGCUCCAAAAUCACAACAAAUAACAGAAUAUAAGGUAAGUUAAAAGCAGCAAAGCUUUACCUACCUCGCUUUAUUUUUCUAAGGCGCUCAAUUACUGUAUGUAAAUUUUUGGCAAAUAAUCAAUAUUUCUUUGCGUUUCCUCGACGCCGAAGACCCGGCAUGAAAUGCUCGUCGGAAAAACUCGGUAUUUCUCGUCUUUUACGAAUCUGCCACGUGACUGGUACGCUCACCACCGCCACGACACGAAAUUUAGAGCUAUAUGAAAGUUGCCAUGCAACAAAAAUUAACCGCGUUUACGACGUAAUUUGCGCACAAUAGCGUGCUGAAGUUGGAUUUGGUUUGUUUUUUUGAGACACGGGAGAGUUUCAGGCAACGUUUUCCUGAGCGGCAACCGCCUUUGGUCAAAUGUAAGAAAGUUUUCUCAACAUGGCACGACUUUAAAAGGGGAAUUCUGGCAGAAGGCGCACGGGGAAAUCAGAAGCGAACAUUGAGGCGGUCAGACAGCUGAUCAUCCUACAGGCACCAGCGCAAGACGGAAUGGUAUUGGCCUACCGCAUGCCACGUUCAACCGCAUAACGAGAUUAGAUCUGAACAUGCACCCUUACCGCAUGCACAUCCGACAUCAACUCCUUCCCCGAGAUUAACGUUAGGGAGUAUGAUGCUGCAGGACAAUCACCCGCAUUUAAUUUCGAUGUCAACUGUAGUGAACACAAAUUGACAGUCUGGAUCGGACUUUGUGGCAACGACCAGAUAAUCGGGCCGUUCUUCUUUGACAGAAAUGUAAAUGGAUUGAAUUAUCUGCAAAUGUUAAACAACGACGUGGUACCACAACUUCAGCAGCAUUUGCAGAUACAAAAGGGGGGAGCAUUCUGAGAUCUCUGGUGGGUUCAAGAUGGUGCUCCGGCACAUCGUUUAAUUGCAAUCCGUGAUCGUCUGAGAGAACUGUUUGGUCACCGUGUCAUUGCCUUCUACCAUGGCGUGGAAUGGCCACCGCGAUCCCCUAACCCUUGUGACUUCUUUCUUUGGGGAUACCUGAAGAACAAGGUAUACACAGGGUCGCCGCUUGAUCUCAACGAUUUGCAGAACCGCAUUCGUGACGAAGUUCAUGCUUUGCAAAAUAAUCCAACGAUAAUCAGAAGAGCAGUCCAAGCAAUGUUACGGCGAUGUCAACUGUGCAUGGAGAGAGACGGUGAUCACGUCGAAGGCAUCGGAGCAUAAUCUUCGUUCUUAUGUUUUAAAUGUAAACAAUUAUCAACAAAUGCAGUUUUGACACAUUCGUGAUUAAUUGCUGCUUCUUUUGUUUCGCAAUGCAUUAUUCAGGCGCAGAUGUUAAAAAAUGCAAUUUUGACCAAGAUUUUUCAUCGUAUUCGCUCAUUUCUUCUCCACAUUGCAUGAAAAGUGUGUCAUUCAACAGCUAAAAGCCUGAUCUAUCUUAAUAUCAAACAAUUAACCGCGUUUACGACGUAAUUUACUCACAAUAGCGUGCUGAAGUUUGAUUAGGUUUUUUUGAGGCACCCUGUAUUUCUAAUCUUCUACAGGGUGAGUAAAAAAAACUGAUACCUUCGCGGAUAAUUUGAAUAACAAAGGUGUCAGUUGUUUUUUACUCACCCUGUAUACUGCACAGGAAAGAAAUACAACAGAGAAAAUGGGUCAUUGGGUGUAAGUAUAGUUUAGAAAAUUGUAUGUCAUCGUCACUGAAACAUAUGCCAACUUAGCUGUAGAGCAUACAACAUUUUUGUAACCUCUGAUCAACAAUACAUUUUGUAUAAAGUGAACCACAAUACAAUAAUUACACAUACACAAGCCACUCUAAAGAUGUCAUUUUUAAAUGGCACUGAUUGAAAGCAGUGCAAUUAUGUUUUGUACAUUUUAUAUUUUAUAUUUUACAGAAGCAGCAUCGGAGAAAGCUGGUCAACUUUACACUUUGAAAGCUUCUAUUCAACAAGCAACCUCAACAAAACCAGCCCUACCUGGAAAACAAAAGGUAGUAUGCAACAAAUUUUAAGCUCUUUGAGUUCCAUUGUGCCCUAAUGUGCCUUAGUUAGUUUAUUCUAAUACUAUCUGCCCAUGUGUCUAGUUAACUCUGGCCAUUAAGUUGCAUUGUACCCUAAUGCGUCCUACCUUAUUAUUUUACUCUAACGCCAGAUGAUUUUACUUGUCAAGGGGAGGGUACUGGGCCACUACUGGCACUCAGCGGGUUAAGGUUGCCAUACAGUAUACUGUAUUUUCAUUUAAGUGCAACCAAGAGUAUUAGGGCUGUACUAUACAUUUUACCAGAGUACUAUAAUUGAAAUGCUUGACAUGUUUGAUUUUAUGCAAUGCCUUCCUUUCCCAUGUUAAACUCUGUUUUCAUAUACUCUAGGAGUCACUGAAGAAACGAAAGGAAAAAGAAAAGAAGAAAAGCAACCUUGAGCUCUUUAAAGAAGAAUUAAAAAAGUAAAAUAUAAUGUCGAUACAACAUUGUAAUGAUAAAAAUAACUUUUCUCAUUGUAGAAAUACUUUGUAUGUUCAUUACGUCGGAGGGCCUGGGACAAAAUUCUAUCUGUGGCCCUGGCACUAUGAUGUCAUGUUUUUUCAAACAGUGAAACUGUAUUGAAUUUUUGGUGCUCUCUCAACUUGAUCCCCCUAGUUAUCGCAGCCCUAGGAUUUAGUCUAGUUCUGCCUGUUAUUUAAUUUAGACAACAAGAGGAGAGAGAGAUUCGUCAUAAAUUGAAGACAGGAGAACUCGAUGAUAUUCCCAGAGAUGUUUUGGAUUCUUUCCCAACGCUGCUAUCAGCUCCAGCAAAAGGUAUAUGUACACCUCAACUAUUAAGUGUUUCGAAUUUCGUAAAAAUACGAAACAAACUAUAAAGUCAAUAUAAUUGUGUCAUUUUCAAUCCUUUCCAAUUUUAGAGGAACCGUACAGUUAUGGUUCUUAUGACACAGGUGAUCCCAAUACAACAAAUCUUUACAUUGGAAACAUAAGUCCCGAGGUGUGUACGUUUAAUACAGUGUUGCAUUGGUAUAUAAUAUACCGAUGAUAGUUGCGUAAAUUGGCUGUUGGAAAACCCACUAGCCAUGAAUACACUCGUAUUUGUGAUGUGGAAAAUGUUUGCUGUUUCAUUACCUCCACAAGAGGGAAGACCCUGGAAACGAGAUUGACUCCAUAUGCUCAUGAAAUACAUAGCAUGUACUGUAGGUUAGAAUGGCCAAAACGUGUAAGGUAUGUUAGUACGGUACACAAUUUAUAUUUCCCCUUGAAUAUUUGAUUAUUAAAGGCAUUUAGUGAUUUACGGUGGAACACGCAUUCGCUAAAUAAGUGUGACGGUAUGUCAGUAUGCCAUACUUUUUCCAAAUAUCGAUACCGGUACUGAAACCCAAGUUGGUGUGUUGCAGUUAUAGAAGCAAACAGAUUAAACUAUAUCUGUCAAUUCUAUUUAUUUGUCAUCGAUGCAGGACCACUACAUAAGAUUAACUACUUACGAUUGUUUUCUAAUUCUGAGAAAUGCCGGUUAACCACCACGCUGCACAAUAGUUAGAAAAGUUUAAUGUUUAAUAUGUAGAUGAAUGAAGAGCAAUUGAUGAAAUUAUUUGGUCAGUAUGGACCGCUGGCCAGUGUGAAGAUCAUGUGGCCAAGAACUGAAGAAGAGAAAUCUCGAAACAGAAAUUGUGGUUUUGUUGCUUUUAUGAAAAGAAAAGAUGGAGAUAAAGCACUCAUUGCCUUGAAAGGUUUGUUUGAAUCAACACUUAAAUGGUACGGUGGCCUGUCCGGGCCAGGCUUUGUCCCUGCAGACACGAUGAAACUCCGUGCAAAGGUGGAAUAUUCACUUUGUUUUGUCACGGACCAUCUCUUUCUUCGUUCAAGUAUUCAGAUUUUCCGGGAAAAGACAUAGCUUCGACGUUUUCUGUAUAAAUUGGCUGUCAUGCAACACAUCUUAUGUAAAUGAGUUCGCCGACUAUUAUAUAAGCCAAUACAAAAAAUAUAAACAAUAUAAAAGCGUCCUUUACCCCAGACCCUUGACCCCCACGUGACGUCAUAUGAAACCCGAGAAUUUCAAGCAAUAUCUAAACCUAGAAUCCGAUGUGUUCUUCUAGGCAAGGAAAUCCAGGGAUAUGAGAUGAAACUUGGGUGGGGUAAAGCUGUACCCAUCCCUCCACAUCCCAUCUAUAUCCCUCCAGAAAUGCAGGAAGCCAAUAAACCACCCCCACCCUCAGGCUUGCCAUUCAAUGCCCAACCUGGGAAAGUGAAAGACAUUCACAAUGACGAUGCACCUGAAAUAAUUGAUAUGAAUGGCAUCAGUAGUAAGGUUAGUUAUUACGACAUACUAUGUUUAACUUACUGUAGCGUAUAUUUAGUAUAUUCAGUGAUAAGGUCGGGUUAUAUUUAGUAAAAUCAAUUUGGUGUGCGAAAGGAGUCUAGAACCACUAUGGAGAUACCAGCAGCAUUGUAGCUGCAUGAAUGACUUCUUCACUCAUUCAUUUCAUCAAUGUUUUGUAACACGGUGUAUAACGUUACAUGAUUUCAACAUUAAUUUCACAAUUAUACUACAAGAAAAAGACCGCCCUUAAGUAUUAGGGAAUCUCCUGUAUCGUUUUUGAGACAGUUUCGUUAACACAGUAACAACUAUCUUGGCUUGACAACUGAUAGAAAGUGAAAUAAUUGAAUGUUCAAGGGCUUUUUUGUGCAUUCUAGCGUAUUAUAAUAUGCACCAACUGUAUUGGGAAUUUUUGUUCAAGCAGUGUAGGAAUUGUUGUAAAUUACUGUGAAAAUGUGGUUUUAUAUUGUAAUGUGUUGUAUGCUCAAGUAUUAUACACUGCGUAUUGUAAUACUUUGAUAGCUGUGGUGCAAUUUAGAGAUUGAUUUAACUAUUAACUAUAUAUCAUUCUCUAAAUUGAAAAGUAGCUUCGCUUUUUCAUACUGUAUCUGAGCAGUGAAUUUUAUUACCGUUAAAGUAAUUCACUCUAAAAACAGCAUUCACUACAUGACUAAGUAGCAGCAUUAAUCAGUAAGGACUGAAAUUGCUAAUGUUGGAUUGUGUUACUCACGAAAUGUUCUGUGGUACAAUUGUAGACUCUAGCCAACGCGGUUGUCAAAGUUGUUAUCCCGACAGAAAGGUAUUUUACAGUAUAUGUAACCAUAGAUCAUCUUGACAACAGGUGAUCGCGCUUUUCUAUAUGCUGGUGUUGUUCUGGUCAAGUAUUUUUCACAGUUCUUUUUAUAUUGUUUUAUUUUCCCAUUUUUCAUUACCAUUCGCAUGGAACAAGAGUUAAACGCGUCAAAAAUAGAUUAUGCUGCAUGUAGUUGUUUCUUUACUUCAGAGGAAAUGUUGUUAGUCAACUACAUUCACUAUUUAACAAAUUUCGUGUUACGUAAUAGUUACUGUGUAUGUCUCCUGAUUGGCUAAUAGCUUAUACAGUUAAUUAAGGCGAUCACCUACGGUAACGGAAUUACCAUAACUAAAAAACUAAACUUUUUUAUCACCAAAAAUCUAUAAGAGUCUCCCUUUAUUGGUUCAUUACUAAAUAAAAUAAAUGGAGUAUUGGGAAACUUGCGGUACAUUGGAAUCUAAGACAUAAAAAAUCAUAUAUGUUGUAGAAAUCAAACCAGGUUAUCGAAAACACCUGCACCACAGUGGAAGCAAUCAUGGCAACCGAUAUAACUAAUUUUUGUCAAUAUGUUUUGCCGUUAUUCAGUUUUUUUGAGUUUUCCCUAUACGAAUUAAUGUAAAUCAAAACCCGUUUAAAACAUUCGUUCACCAUCAGUAUAUAUUUGUGAUAAUAACAUUACGACUCGCUGUUAUCGAAAGUGGCCUGGGAACUAGCUGUGGUAGUUGUUGAAUGGCAACAUUUGUUUUAAAGCCCGUUCACGCGCGUUUAACACUUGAACUGAUGCCAAUGGUAUAAUGAGUGAUUAUUUUAUGUUCCUAACAAAUCCUAAGCGUUAAAUCUGUUGUACAUAAUAUAACUAACAAACAGUCAGUCAAAAAAAUAUGUUUUUUGAUCAAAUUUCAUUUUCUGAAAACCUCUGCAAAUCAGAAAACUGCUAUUCUCAUAUACUUUUCAUUUCAUUGCACACUUGCCAAUAAUAAUUUUUAAGUAAUCUUAGUAAAAUCUUUAUUGAAAAUUAUUUCUUAUUACGGAUCUCACCGAACUAUGGAAUCGCAUCAAAAUUUCAUAUCGCCGCCACUCCCACAAACGUCAAUGACCACAUCUACGCAUUUUUGCAUGUUUACAAUUCUAAUUUUAAACAGCCAAUCGACGUGUAAUUGUAGUUGUUACCAAGAACCGGAUUGGCUGUUUAAAAUUUGAAUUGUAAACAUGCAAAAAUAUGUAAGUGCGGUCGUAGACGUUUGUGGGAGUGACGGUGAUACGAUUGUUUUAUGCGAUGCCACAGUUGGGUGAGAUCCGUAAUGUAUAUACACCAUGUCAAAGUACAAAUUUACCCAGUACAAAUUGAGCAGAUUGAACAGAUUUAGCGCAGCGUUGCAUAAUUUAGGAAAUACAUCAUUCAAGUUUCGCUAGCCCGUCACGCAAUACAGGGUGUAUAAAAAAGUGCGUGCACAGUUCUAAAAUGUCCAUGCACUAAACUGAAAGUUCCGCAAAAUUUGUGACAAUUUUAUGUUAGUAUGGGUAGUUUGGAGUCUUCUGGUAUCGCAAUUUGAAUUCAUAAGGUGCAAAUUUGGAAGGUGUUUUAUGAACUAUCAAAGUACCAGACAAUUUGAUACACAUUAAGUAAAACGCGCAACCAUGCAUCAGUCAUGCUAUGGAAAAAGUCCAAAUUUUAGAGGUGUCGCGUUGGACGUAAUUUACAUCAAAUUGCCUGGUACUUUGAUUGUUCAUGAACUAGCUACCUUCCACAAUUGCACCCCGUGAAUUCAAAUUGCGUUUUGGACGUUCCAUUUUUGUGCGCAAACCAUUUUAAAGUUGUUUUGAAAAACAGCCCUCUGCACUCGAAAAAUUACUUUUAAAGUGCCUAUAUCAUGGUUUUGGAGUUUGCAUAUCUCGAAAGUUUAGGGUAUUUUAAGACACUUUGCAAUAUAUUUUGUUAUUGAAAAAUUUCAUCUUGAUGUAUUUAUUAUUAUUAGCUCUUAAAGUUACCGGACAUGACGUCAAAAGGAGAAUUGCAAAUCAGUUUUCCUUUGUAUCAUAUUGCAACAAAAUUCUCCUUUUGACGUCAUGUCCGGUAACUUUAAGAGCUAAUAAAUCCAUCAAGAUGAAAUUUUUCAAUAACAAAAUAUAUUGCAAAGUGUCUUAAAAUACCCUAACCUUUCGAGAUAUGCAAACUCCAAAACCAUGAUAUAGGCACUUUAAGUGAUAGACCAUGCUAACAUAAAGUUGUCCCAAAUUUUGCGGAAUUUUCAGUUUAGUGGACAUUUUAUAACUGUACACUUUUUUUACACAUCCUGUAUAAUUGUUUUGUAGAUCACUUGAUCCGCAAACCCAUAUCUUCAUUAGUGCAAAUAAUAGAAUUAAAUAAUCUUAUCAACAGUGAUUAAGAUCUGGACGUAGGGAUCGAAUGCUUUGCUAAACAAAUAAAUGUGGUGUUUUACGACAAAGCGAACCAAUUUAUUUCGCCAUGCGUGCAAACCUACAAGGAACACGUUCUCGCAAUACUUUAAAUAACUAUAUGUUAGUUUUCCAUGUUUUGUCUUCACACUUCACAUGUCCUAAACAUAUUUAGUCUCCAACUUUGUAUUAUCAUCAAAUCGGGCGUGGCAAAUAUUAUACUUCCAUAUUCACACAUGGAGGAUGUGCAUAUGAAUUGGUUUCAUGUUCUACUUAAAGAGUAAAGAUUUUUAUAGUUGCGAAGACAAAGACUUUAGUGAAUUAGACACUUAUUAGACGUAUAACACACCAAUUGGACAUUUUUAAAGAAUGAUUAAAUGAUUUUGAAGUAGGGUAUAUGUGGCAGAGGAAAGUGGGGAGGGGAUUGUGGUGGAAAUAAUGCGAGAUUUCUAGGAACUUUGCAAAGAAUGUUGAUGAAUUAACUCUGAAGUUUAAUGUUACAGGCCAAUCGUUCAUUUGAUCCAUCGAACUAUCGAAUUCGUGAUAAUGGAAGGACCUAUCUUUGAAGCAAUGAUUAUGAACAGAGAAAUAAACAACCAUCAAUUCAGGUCAGCUUUAUUACAGUAAAUAGCCACAAAUAGGGUAAAGUUUAGGGGAAAUAAAUAAAAAGGGAAAUUCGCAUUGUGAAUGAUGGUACACGAAAUUUGAUUGGCGCGGGAACGACUUACCUCGCGAAUUGUCACUAAAAAUUGUCCAAUGGGACAUCGCAUUAAUAUAUUGCUUUUUGCCGCGUUUGACGUCAUUAUGAAAAAGGUCUAUUUAUAGAAAUAAAGUUUAUAAAGUUUAUAAGUCUAUAAUCAUUUUUGUGUUCCAUAGACACACACCGCAUGUAUUGUAGAAAAUGUGAAUGAAACGAUCAUAAAAUAAUGAAGUAAAGUUAAAUCUUUCUGUAAAAUACAACGCUAAGAGUUCGUAAUUCUAGAUCUGAUUAUAGUGAUUCUCAUGCUAAUUACAGACAUUUGUUAAUGAUUUUGGUUUAGGUUUAUGUUUGACAACCAAAGUCCAGAACAUAUUUACUACAGAUGGAAAUUAUUCUCAAUACUUCAGGUAAAAUAUUGUGUCCAAAGGUUGGCGUUGGCUGUGUUUGUUAUCCAAUCGUUUCUUCUUUCCCUUUAUUUAGGGAUCGAGCCAUCUUGUGUAUCCUCUCUAUGUACGUCUUUCACUUUCUUCCGUUGGUCCAAUGUCUUUCAUCUCUUUCUUCUUAUUCUUUAUUUGCCUUCCUCCUUUUCAAUUACACGUUCUUCCAUGCUCACAUCGCAUAUUUUCUAACAUCCAUUCAAACUCUUCUUUUUAUUCAUUCUCAACAUUUGUUUACAAAUAACUGCUGUCUGUCUGUGCAUCUCUGUGUAGGGUGACAGUCAAACAAAAUGGAAGACAAAAGCAUUUCGAAUGUUUGAAAAUAGUUCAGUAUGGAGACCACCCAACUGUACGUCGUAUUUAGAAGAGAAUAACAAAGAGAAAGAAGAUGUGAUCGAAGAAGUUAAAGAAGAGAAGAAACCAAAAUCUGAAACAAAACCUUCUUCAAAAUCAUCAAGAAAAGGACUGCUCGGUGACAGGUUUGUGAUGUCUUUUGUUAGGGAGGAGCUUGAGGCUGGUGUCACUUCUGAGUUAGUUGAGCUAAUCAACUAUUUAACUGUGUAUUUACUUACAUAUUUAAUUUGAGUGCUUGCAUGGUUAUUCCAUCCCAUUCUAUGCUUACAUUAUCAACUAAUCCUUCCCACUCUAAGUCUCUAUGCUUACAUUAGAAACUAAUUAGUUGUAGGUUAAUGAAACAGGCGUAAACAUGUGUCGGCUGAGUACUAUUUUGCUUACAUUCAAUUUGCUCAUCUCAUUUGAAAUGCAGAACUCACUUUGUUGUCGUUCAUAUGUUGUAAUACGUAGUCAUUUGCUGAAUAUACUGUACACACGUUUCAAGUAACUGCCAGAAGUGUUUGUUGUUACUUCGAUACAAAGUUCUUCAUGAAGUACUUGGAAUUUUUAAACUGAAGCAGAAAGUGAAAAUUGAUAUAACUUAGAGCCGAGUUUUACCGUAUACAUUCAUGCAAAACUCAAGCAUGCACAUACACCAUUAUCUUAAUUAUUCUAAAUUGUAUAAAUUGUUCUUGGUUUGUAGACAAAGAGACAAACUGGAGAACAUGUUACGAGAAUUGAUAUCAGAAAGAAGCAAGAUUGCAGAAUGUAUGACAUGGUGUAUUGAUCAUGCUGAAGCCGCUGAUGAGGUAUUAAUAGGACUUAUAUGAACUAUGACGUGGCCAUAUAGAUAAUAAGUGGCACUGAACUAAACUAGAAGUAAAUGAGAUAUAUAGUGAUCAUACUUGGUCAUAUUGCGAAUUAGAACACGUCAUUACAGUCUCCUGAUAUUUAAGAAAAACUUCUUAUUUAUUAAUGUUGUAAAAAAGCAUUCCAUGCAUGGUAUGUACAGUAUAUUAAUUAUUUGUGUGAAUAUGAAUUUGUGGUCGAGUAUUUAUUUGUACGAGUUAAAUGUUUAAAUAGUUAACUACUCAGAAAACACGUCAAAGGUAAUUAAUUUUUUUUAGAUUUCGGACUGUAUGUCUGAGUCAUUAUCUAUUCUCGAGACCCCGCUCACUGUGAAAGUAAGUAAUAAAUUUUCACUUUUGGCGUAAAUUUAUGCAACAUAUCACGUCUUCAUAUUAUGGGUGCUUUGAUACGUUGAAAUAUGCAUGAAUCAUUUAUGUGUUUUUAAAUGGCAUUAAUGUUACCGUUACAAAUAUAUAUAUGAAUAACAUAGCUAGACACCAUUCAUUUUCCUGUGUUUUUCUUAGAUUGCCCGACUAUAUGCGGUAUCUGAUGUUCUUUAUAACUGUACUGCCAAAGUUCGCAAUGCAUCGUUUUAUCGUAAGAGGUGUGUAUUUAACUCGAAUAGAAAGAUAACAUUCAGAAAGAAUUUUUAAGGAAUAUCUGUUUUAACUUGUAGUUUUGAAACGAAGUUACCAGAAAUAUUUCAAAAUCUAAAUGCAACAUUUCAAGCGGUCAAGACAAGAAUGAAGGCAGAACAGUUUCGGGUAAUUAAUCUUUUGGUCAUUUUUCACUUAUACCAAUUUGUGGGUUUCAUACAAGCGUUACAUGGCAGCAUGUAACUGGCGGGAAAUAAGGUGGG